AAUUGGAAAGGUUGUCCGACAGCCUGUACUGCAGGUUCAUAUGCACCUCUCGCCUCCUUUCUUUCGCAAAACAAUUGUCGUCUGUCGAGUCUUUGGGGUCUGCCUAUAACGGGAGACUAGGUGACGACGUCGGGAAUGUUGAAGAGAUGCUAUCUGAGUUUUCGGAUUUUAACAAGGAGGGAAGUCAUUUCAAGAUGUCCGACAAGUCCAUAUACACAGCGCAGUCAAUGGAACUCCUUUACAUGUGUGGUUGGUUUCCAGAUCUUGGGUCGCCUCAUGGGACCCAUGGAAACUUCUUCGGGCGUCAAUCUAUUGUAUUCUGACACGCUGCAUCCUGCUGGUUGCUAUUUCAUUGAGUCCCCUCAACCCAGUCAACCCAUCGUCUGACGUUCUCGAGAGGACUCAACCGACAUGGCCAGGUUUCAGUGGGAAAAUCUCGAACAAUUCAUCAGCCUAACGAAUCUGUUGUCUCUACGCAAUGGCGGACAGCUUGGACCGGGAAAUACGUCAAAAGACGAAGACGUCGGGGUUGACGUUGACUUCAACGGAGGCAAUUCGGAUACUGGGGAUAGCAAGGAAGACGAGCUCAAGGAACGCUUUCUGGACAGGUUCGCGGAGAUUCUGUCAAGAGACAAGGGGGGAAAACAUGUUUGUUGUGUAGCACUCCGGGAGUCGGGGGACCGACACCUCGACGAGGACGUCAGGAUUUCGCUGCUGGUUGCCCGUAAUGACACUUUCAACGAGCAGGAUGCGAAAUUCUUUCGCACUCUUGAAAGGCUACUCGCGGCCAUUGGUGCUUCCGUGUACGAUGACACAAUCAGCCCACACGCAAUUGAACAGCAGCUGUGGGAGGAGCUAGUGCGUUACAACCAACCUCGUCUGGGGCUCUAUGCGGAUAGCUUGCACGACAAUUUGAAAGCAUUCAAAGCUGCUGGAUCCCAGGACACCAUCCCUUAUUACACUCCUCAGCCACCACAGAAUGAUGAUUCUGAACACGCAACUUUCUGUGACGACUCUUGUAUCGGUCCGUACUCGGAGGCUACUCAUGACGACUAUAUGAAGCUUGCACAGAAGCAUAUCCUCGAACUUGAUACUAUUCUUUCCGCUGGUGACAGAGCCACCCAACAACGCCUGCUCGCUGAGCAUACCUAUUCCAUCCGACAUAUGAAAUCGCUCAGGAUAUAUAUCGAUUCCUGUCCCAAAGCCUCCGUUGGGCGUAGGCUUCUCUCGGACAUCCUCUUCUUGGGCCGCCUAAGGUCCUGCUAUUACACACUCGUGGAAGCGGCGCGCAACAUUACCGGAUUUGCUCGUCUAUCUAUCGUUCUUGUGAAGAACCUUCCACCUCGCGUCUGUCCGGCCACUUUGCCCUCUUUGCCAGAUGCAAUGAAAUACCUGGGUCAGAGCUCGAAUCCGAGCUCGGUUAAGAGAUUCAUUAACCCGAAGUCAAGCGUCAUCAGUGCAGAACGAAAUUUUAAACAAAUUCAGAACAAUCUCUCUCGCAAGCAUCUCCACACCCAUGCGGAGCUUCAGCUCGUUCUUUAUAUGACAAGGACGGUUGACGUGAAGACCAUGAGCAGGGAAACAUACCCGUACAUCGGAUGCAGCAAGUUAUCCUGCUUUCUUUGUACAGCUUUCCUCGAGUCCUUUGAUCACGAUGGGUUUACGUUCAGGACUCGCGGAAGUCACAGCAAGAUUUACACGUUGUGGUCCAUCCCGGACAUGGAUGGGCUUUGUGAAGAUAUGGUCGCCGCCCUCCAUUCCGCGCUGAAGAAGACGCGGAACCUCCUUGUUCGCGAGAUGAUCAAGCCUAUUACGGUAGCUUCUCAUGUCGCCGAAUCAACGGCUGCAGUUACGGACUAUAACCUCCAAUCAUCCUUGGUCCAUCAAUAUCACAAAACUCUGGCUGCUCAACGUGAAUUCGAUUCCCUCAGUGCAAAUGCACCCAAAAUUUUAGCUAGGAAUUUUGACCCAGUCGAAGAAGUCGAGACCUAUGAUGUACUGAUUGCCUUAGAGCGUUCAAAAACUCCAGAGCUUUCUGGAGAAUGCGAAAACUGCGAACGCGAGACUGGGAGGAAAUGCUCUAAAUGUCGUGGGCCGUGGCUGUGCAGUGAACGCUGCGAGAACGAGUGGGACUACCAUGGACAUACUUUCAAGUGUGCCAUAGGUCGGCCUCUUGAUACUGCCGACUACCUCGUCCGGGCGUGUUGGACGGACUGGUUGGAUGACCUUGAUGAAGACACCAAGGAAGAUUUCGGAUUCGCGAAGUUUGCAUCGGUUUACGAUGUGCAGAAACUCUUUGGUCUUUAUGUCGGCCUUACCCGUAUGGGAGUUGGAACCCGUGAAUUGCACAAGUGGCAAACAGAAGGCACGCUGACGGAAAACAUCACAGCAAAAUACGAGGCCAUACCCGAACGCCAUCGUGGCGGGUACUAUCCAUGGUUCCGUGAGAAUCUGCACACCUUUAACUCGCGAGGCGCAACCCCCGACAUUUUGGCGGUCGCCAGACCAUACCUCGACCCAACGGAUAGGGAGAAAGAUCCCCACCAGUUGGUCCCAGAAGCGAAACGCAAGUCGUUCAUACUGUAUGCCCUGCUUUUGAACGGAUACCACCCAAAUCCCUCUAUCGAGCCUGACACGAUCUGCAAAGAGCUCUACUUUGAGUUCGGCUUCGUAACUGGCCGUGGCUCCCAAGGCGAACAGGUGUUACCCUGGGUAUACAGGAAACUCAUUCCCGAGUGCACUUUUACGGAGUUUUGGACUGCAUUUCAAUCCAACAACCUCGUCGCGUUGAUGGAUGCAAAAGGGCUUGAACCGGAACGCAAGAAAGUUCAGCAUUUCGAGGCCUUCAUGAAGAUCAAAGGCAACGAUUGGUGUCCUACUGUGUGGCACCUCAGACUCUUCGUUCACUCCCCAAAUGUGGAUCCUCCGCGAUAUGUCACUGUGGACUAUGGAUUUUUCAACUGCAAAACAGUUGAAGAAAAAUUCUCUUUGAAAGGAGUGUAUAAGGAGCUGUUGGCAAUGGUCGACCCCAUGGAGUUGCAUGCGGCUUGUAUCAAAGGAAAACUGUACGAUUUCCUUCGUAGACAUAAGCCGAAUCUCGAGCAGAGGUUCAAGAGGUUGAUGACCAACUCCUAUCCACUCCCCGGCAACGUUGAAUGGGCUGGCAUGUGCGCGGAACGCGUCGAGAUCCAUGGUUUGACGGCUGAAGUCGCUCAAAAUAUGAUGUCUACCUUGGGUCAACAAAAUGUUCGUAUCGUCCACGUGAAAAAGUAAUGGCUGGGCUUGAUGGCCUGGUUUGCUUCUGCCCUGUACA
Messenger RNA from Pisolithus orientalis, 3313 nucleotides. RefSeq lists its product as uncharacterized. NCBI's taxonomy places the organism in Eukaryota, Fungi, Basidiomycota, Agaricomycetes, Boletales, Pisolithaceae. The transcript is spliced from 4 exons. The record is from RefSeq and is a predicted model, not a curated record. Bases 412 to 3273 code for a protein of 953 amino acids.